This is a messenger RNA of Pezoporus occidentalis (night parrot), 2280 nucleotides long. RefSeq names its product GRIN2-like protein. The record is from RefSeq and is a predicted model, not a curated record. Gene Ontology annotation, cellular component: plasma membrane. NCBI's taxonomy places the organism in Eukaryota, Metazoa, Chordata, Aves, Psittaciformes, Psittacidae. The coding region runs from base 446 to 2230 and encodes 594 amino acids. The transcript has 2 exons. Gene Ontology annotation, biological process: neuron projection development.
GCUCCUCCUCUUCCUGCCCCUCUUUGCCUCCCCUCCCUCUGCCUCCCUGGCGGCAUUGCCAGCUCUGCACAGGCCCAGUUUUUCUAAUUAGAUGAAGCCACAGGAUUAUCUCUCUCCCUCCCUGCUAGGCUCCAUUUUAUUUCCUUUCCAGCCAAGGCAGGAGGCAGGAAGGGGCGUCACGUCUAAGCAGAGAAAGACCCAUCUCCCAGUUUCCUGCCUUCGAUGCUUUCUAACAAUCCCUCCUCCUUCCCCUUAUCAUAUGCUCACCUUGGUGUCAGCAGCAUCAGGCGGAUCAGGAAGCCCAGUCUCCAGAGGAAAUCUGAACUCUUUUGGCUUUCAUUCUCCUCAGAUUUCUGAGCAUCUAUUUUAAAUACCCUCCAAGUAACUUGGACAGGGAAGCUGGAUGUGCAACCUCUGAGUAGGGGCAAGAUCUCUCUCCUUUGCCAUGUCAGCUGACAGCCACCAGCUCCACACUCAUUCCUACCAGGACUCACCGAGUUCUACUUGUCAUGGUCUCCUGAAUGUCAACAGUCACCCCCUGUCAAAGAGCUCCUCGAGUCUGGCCUGUACUGGGCAAUCAAGUUUAGAGGAAAGACAAAGCAACAAGCAGGAGCUGAAAAAAAGCCAUAGCAGCACCAUCUGCCAUACGCUGGGAAACAAGAGUGAUGCAAGGAGUGUGCAGAGUCCUGGAUGGUCCUCACAGCCUCGGAUGGUGGGACUUGGAUCAGUGGUCCAAACCAGAAGUGACCAGUUAGCCAAUGACAAUUCACAGAGCAUAACUAAGACUACAAAUCAUUUUCUUAUCACUGAACAGUCCCCAGCAUCCUGGGAAGUGGGGGACACUAAAAUGUAUGUAAAGAGCAGCACUGUUGAGAGUAUUUCCUCAGCCUGCGUUGUCCAUCAGCAAAGCAUGUGUAAAAUGGAAGAACCGGGAACUGCCCUUCAGAGAAGCCACUCAGACCUGACCUGCAGUUGCAAACACCAGACUUGUGUCACUCACAUAGAAACCAGUGCUACUUACUCCAGCCUAAGUUCUUCUAGCUGCAGGCAUGCUAGGAUGUCUUUCCAAGCACAGAGAUAUGGAUCAGAAACAAAUGAAAAUGCACCUCGCUAUCAAAACCCUGUGACUCCAGUUCUACCCAGAGACCAGCAAGUACCCACAAAUAGCUUUGACAGCAGUGGUAUGCCACGUAACACUACUGUUUACACAGAUCCUGGAACAUUUCACACUGCAGUCCUAGGACCCCAUGUGCCUGGAAAUGGUUUCUCAAACAGGACAAUGUUCAAUCAAGCCACUGGGCUUAUUCAUGGUGGUCUGAUUUACAGUAAUAUUCCAAACUCUGCAUACUCCCCCAUGGUGAUGACAAUUCAUAAUAAUUCUGCAGGGCCCUGUAAUAUAAGAAAGGACCCUUGUACGAAGGUAGAUGCCACCGUCCCUGCCUAUUGCCAUUCUUUGCCUAUACCAUCUAUACAACUUGUUCCGCAGUUGGUAUGCUCAGUUAGUGAGUCAGGAAAAGAGCAAGCAGCACCUGGCUAUUUUCAUUCCUUUGCUACUUCAGACAUUCUGACAUAUCCUAAGCUGGUGUCUUCAGUAAGUGAAUCAGGCCUGGAUGCCAAAAGAGUCCUGAAGUGCUGUAGCAUUCCUGGAGAACAACUGCAACAUGCUCAACACUGUACUCAGCAGGAGAAGGCUCCUCCAGAAACAAAUGCUGCCUGUGUUGCCCUUAGUAGCCAGCAGGGUGUAAACAUGGUAAUGACAACUAAGGAUAUGUGGACUAUGACCUCUAUGAAUGAUUUAACCAAAGGACUGAAAGCAGCUCUUGAGUGUAGAGAUGCCGAGGUACAAACUCUUCCAAUCAUGGAAUGCAAAUCUGUGGCAACAAGCCCAGCAGCUGCAGCAGAUGGCCACUCACAUGUGUUCCCAGAGGUGAACCUAGAGCAAGACAUGGAGGCCCCCAAAUCUCCAGUGCGUGAAGUGAGAUGGGAUGAUGAAGGAAUGACGUGGGAAGUAUAUGGGGCAUCUGUGGAUCCCGAAGUCCUUGGGUUAGCCAUUCAAAAACAUCUCGAGAUUCAAAUAGAACAAUUCCAAACAGAGCCUGCACAGCUGGCUGAGAAAAGCAAUGAGGAGCUGCCUUCUGAUAAAACAGGGAGAAAAAGGCAAUUCAGAACAGUGAUACACUCCCUGAGAUACCCGAGCUGUUGUGCUCGUUCCAGUACCACAGUGGAGUGAGCACAGCUGUAGGAUGUGGGACAGCUGUGCUGCUUUUAAACUGUAAAUAA